AUGUCAACCUCUUCCAACCUCCUGCGAAUUGUCUUUCUCUAUGCUGCCCACUGCCUUAUACCUGCGACUCUCCUAAUAACAACAACAAAGCAAUCUGUUGUUCGGUAUCUGUCAAUUCCAUGCUCUAUCUUUAUUGUAUAUCGAGCUAUACCGGUAGCCACAGCGCUGGGUCCAGGAUUCGUAUGGUGUGAAUGCGUUCGUCUAUUCAUAACCAUCAUCUUCCAAUGCAUAAACUUGCUGCUCAUCAACCCCAAGGAUAGCAAUGAUUUGCCUUCUAGGGGUAGUCAGAUCUCUGUAGCUCGAAUUUAUGCCGCCACCCGGCUCUUUACUGACCCUCGUGGAAUCAACACUCCCUGGCAAAUAAAAAAUGCUCCACCACAGCCAGCAUAUUAUAAACGACGUGGUAUGAGCACGCCUCCUCGAGAUCGCUUUUUGGUUCGCCAAAUAGCCAUUGUUGUUUGGCAAUAUCUAGUUUUGGAUGUAUUUGCUACUCUUGGGUUGCAACAGGCAUUGGAGCAAGAGAAAAGUGGGAUGUUGCCGCCGGUGCCUCAAUGGGAUAUAUCAACCGAACAAUGGAUUGAACGUAUUAUUUCAAACGUCAUGGCUGGAUUUGUGGUGAGCCGAAUCCUUAUCGACUUCCACCAUCGUGCCUUUUCCAUAAUUAUCGUGGGACUUGGACUGGACUCGCCUGAAAAUUGCCCUCCGUUGUACGGAAGAGCACUAGAUGCCGAUACAAUACGGGGCUUCUGGGCGAAAUUUUGGCACCAAUUGUUACAAAAUCCUCUGACCUCUGUCAGUGCCUUCAUCACUCAAGACCUAUUAGGUCUAAGGCCAAGGUCAUUUUUGCAGCGGUAUAUGAAUGUUUUUGUUGUUUUCUUUUGUUCGGGGGGGCUGCAUUUCGUUCUCGAUAUUGUGCAGGGAAUCCCAGCACAAGAAUCCGGCGCCAUGUUAUUCUUCCUCACGGCCCCGCUAGGCCUCAUGAUUGAAGAUGGCGUCAAAGCGAUUUGGGGGUCUUUUUCGAAGUCCAAUGGACAAAGCCAAAAAAAUCCCAAACCGCUGUGGCAAAGGGCUCUUGGCCUAACGUGGUCUAUGGCAUGGCUGGGUAUCACCUCAACUGGGUUCUUCUACCCACAAGUGGUGAGGCCACAAAAUCAGGCUCUUGUUCCUUUGUCUGUGGCAGGGCAGAUUGGACUGCCUAUACAGGCAGGGAUUGUUCUGGUUAGUGGUGCUGUGUUAGCAAAGUUAUUUGAGGUUGAGGUUUGA
Penicillium vulpinum is the source of this 1263-nucleotide messenger RNA. It is a transcript of the gene pyr8, whose product is annotated as acetyltransferase pyr8. The record is from RefSeq and is a predicted model, not a curated record. The transcript has 2 exons. The coding region runs from base 1 to 1263 and encodes 420 amino acids. Gene Ontology annotation, biological process: lipid metabolic process. Lineage: Eukaryota; Fungi; Ascomycota; Eurotiomycetes; Eurotiales; Aspergillaceae.